AUGGCCUUUAUUGCAGGUGUAUCAUUUGUUUUGGCAAUUUGCAUAUCGCUUCACCUAUUUGCUACCAAGGCGAAAUUUAGCAUCGCGCGAUGGAAGGCCAAGUGGCACCAUGGCUGUCAAGAUCCCCCCUCUUAUCCACACAAAGAUCUACACGGAAAAGAUUUGGGGGACCUGAGUACAGAGGCAUACAAAGAAAGGCGAUUCCUCGAUUUUAAUACAGAGCUUUUCCAGACUUACGGGCCAACCUUCAGGACUAUUACUGGUGGAAAGGUCUGGAUCAAGACUAAGGAUCCGAGAUUAUCGAAGGCAAUAUAUUCCACCUUUUUCAACAACUUCGGCUUGGCACCAAUUCGUUAUGAGGUGGAUGGAUUCUUCGGAGAUGGUAUACUUGUUACCGAUGGAGAUCAUUGGAAACAAAGCCGUGCACUAAUUCGGCCUGCUUUUGAGAUUGCUCAUAUCGCGAAUUUUGAACGACUUCACCGGCACGUAAAAAGGUUUAUGGAGCUUAUUCCGGAUGAUGGCAGCACUAUAGAUUUAUUACCUAUUUUCAAACGUCUGACUCUCGACCUUUCUACAGAGUUCAUAUUUGGCAAAUCAAUGAAUGCACUCUCUACUCCCAACGCAUCUAGUAAAUUUCUUAAGGCGUUUUCAACAGCUCAAAGCGGGGUUGUCAUGAAUCCAGCUACUCGUGAUAAGGAUUGGAAAGCCUCGUGCGAGCUUGUGCACAAUUAUGUCGAUGCCCGAGUCGAAGAAGCCAUCAGUCGUGUCUAUUCUUGUGACAAGGGUCUGAAAGAAGAGUCAAGAUAUCUUCGGUUGAGUGAUGAGCUUGCAAAGACAACGAAAGACAGGAAAGUGCUUCGGUACCAAGUCCUCAGUGUCUUCAGCCCGGCACAUGAUUCGGUUGCGGUAACACUUGGAAAUCUCUUCUUCCAUCUGGCACGCAAUCAAUCUGCGUGGGAGGAGUUGCGCAAGGAGAUCUUGCCUACCAAGUCUCAAGAAUUAACCUACAAGCUGCUUACAUCCUAUAAAUAUCUAAACUGGGCAUUGCGAGAAACUCAUCGGCUCACACCAAUUGCCCAGGCAAGUCAGCGAGAAUGCAUUCAAACGUGUAUUCUUCCUAUAGGAGGUGGCAUCGAUGGGCAACGCCCUUUGCUGGUAGAAAAAGGAACCGUCAUCGAAACGAACUUCCGUGCUAUGCAGCGCGAUGAGGAGGUUUUUGGGAAAGACGCAGAGAAUUUUCGUCCCGAUAGAUGGAGAUUUAUUCGGCCAAGCUGGGAAUUCACGCCAUUCUCGGGAGGCCCGCGGAUUUGCCCCGCCCUUAGACUAGUUUACAUUGAGUCUCAGUAUAUUGCAGCCAGUCUGAUCAGGAGAUUUUCGGCGGUAGAGCUUCGGGAUCCAGAGUUGCGUUGGGUUGAAGACAGGCGAUUGAUCUAUCAGAGUAGGAAUGGCACGUUGGGCAGCACUUCUAUUAACACAACAUUCUCCAUCUUGAACAAGCUCAAUGGAGACAAGCAGCUUUCUCGACAACUUCACUCCUCCCAUUGA
Molecule: messenger RNA, 1545 nt
Organism: Aaosphaeria arxii CBS 175.79
Lineage: Eukaryota; Fungi; Ascomycota; Dothideomycetes; Pleosporales
Product: cytochrome P450
Exons: 4
Coding region: 1-1545 (514 amino acids)
Molecular function (GO): iron ion binding; heme binding; oxidoreductase activity, acting on paired donors, with incorporation or reduction of molecular oxygen, reduced flavin or flavoprotein as one donor, and incorporation of one atom of oxygen
Source: RefSeq, a predicted model, not a curated record